Molecule: messenger RNA, 1347 nt
Organism: Megalops cyprinoides (Indo-Pacific tarpon)
Lineage: Eukaryota; Metazoa; Chordata; Actinopteri; Elopiformes; Megalopidae
Gene: ccdc137
Product: coiled-coil domain containing 137
Exons: 6
Coding region: 65-862 (265 amino acids)
Source: RefSeq, a predicted model, not a curated record
CGUUGGACCAUGUGGAUUUGUGUUUAACAGUGCAGUUAUACAGUACAUGAUCUAAAGUUAAAACAUGGGGAAAAACAACAAGGUUAAAGCUAACGAAUCCUCGCAACGGACGUCCAAGAAAGAACAGACGCUAAGCAAGAAGAAACAGAAGCGAGAUGCUAAGCCACGGCCGGAGGAACACCUGGACCAGAUCCCUUUCCGGCUGCGCGAAAUCAUGAAGAGCAAGGAACGGAUGAAGAUCGGCGCGAGCAAGCUCAAAAAGAUGAAGAAAGCCAUGGCGCCCAAGCCUGACGCUGGGGACGCGGGGAUGCCGGACAUCCCUGUCCCGCACUUCCGGAGGCGCAGGAAGGAGUCGGAGAAGGCCUACCUGCGACGCAUGGGCCAGGAGACGCAGCACGUGCUCUUCCUCACCAAGAACCAGGUGGACCGCCAGCCAGAGCUGGAGCAGCAGGACCAGGAGCAACCGGCCGACCAGCGCAAAUCGGAGAAGAAGAGGGAGUUUGACAGAGUGCGGCUUCAGCGGCUACAGAAGAAGAAGACCGAGAGGAAGGAGCAGAAGGAGGAGAAGGAGCAGUUUACCGACAAAGUGCACUUUGGUGAGGUUGCCAUGGCCCCCCCGUCCCUAACAGCCAAACCCAAGAAGGCGCCCAGCAAGUCUCAGGGGGCGCCAAAGGGGCUUCUGCUGAACUCUCUCCUUGGCCACACCUCUGUCUCCACAGCCAAGCCUUCCAUGGCGAGGCAGAGGAUGAUGGAGGAAGAGCGGGAACGUGUGGUCCAGGCUUACAGACACCUGAAGAAACUCAAGCAGGAACGACAAGGGGCCCAGGGGGCGGGGCUUGGCAGGCUACAGGACCCUCAGUGAGGCUGAGGGGUGGGACUAAACCCUGGAAGGAGCUUCAGGCAGAAUUAAACCCUAGUGCUUCAGGAAAUGUAUACUUCCUUCAACAUUUUUAUAUUCAGUGAAUUUAAUUGCGGUACCCCUCUCCAGGGAAACUGUCAGAGCUUAUAUUUUUGUAUAGGUUUCCCAUUUACACCACGGAAUAUUCACUGAAGCAGCAGGGGUUAAGUGCUGUGCUGAGAGGCACGACAGCAGUGACCCACUUGGGAUUUGAACUCGCAACGGUCUGGGUUCAGGUCAAGUUCCUAUAAACCAUUACACCACAUUGGUACCCAGUCGGCCUUCCUGUGGAUGGAGCUGAGCAGUUAUGAUGCUUAAAAUCAAGCUCAUUUUUCCAAGAAGUCCUGCCUGCCUGGUCAUCAUUAGAACUGAACCCCCAUCCUUUAAUUUUGGGUCUGGUUCUGCUCCUCUCUACAGACUGUGAACAGGGUAUUUAGAUUCUUAGAUGA